CUCGAAUGUGGAUCACUGAAAACGAUGUAUACCGAGGCGGCUAAUUUAAAUUUCAGCUCGAAUGGAAGCAUCGACGAUCCACUGAGCUCUCUGGAUCAAGAAUGGAACGAGCCCCCGGCGAAAAGACUGUCUCGGACGGGACACCAUGUUAUGUCCGUCUUCCUUGGAUCUAUUAUGGUUUUUGGUUUCAUCAAUAACCUGGUGGUAUUGAUCCUAUUUAUUAAGUUCAAAACUCUGCGGACUCCUGUGAACAUGCUUUUGCUGAACAUCAGCGUGAGUGACAUGCUGGUGUGCCUCUGUGGCACCACGCUCAGCUUCGCCUCCAGUCUACAAGCACGCUGGCUGUACGGGAAGCACGGGUGCAUGUGGUACGGCUUCGCCAACUCUUGUUUCGGAAUUGUGUCGCUAAUCUCGCUGGCCUUCCUCUCCUAUGACCGCUACAGCACCUUAACCGUGUACAACAAGCGGGCCCCCGACUACCGCAAGCCUCUGCUGGCUGUGGCGGGCUCCUGGCUCUACUCCCUGUUCUGGACAGUGCCCCCCCUGCUGGGGUGGAGUAGUUACGGCCUGGAGGGGGCCGGGACCAGCUGCUCGGUCACCUGGACAUCCCAGACUCCCCAAUCUCACUCCUACAUCAUCUGCCUGUUCAUCUUCUGUCUGGGGCUGCCUGUGCUGGUCAUGGUCUACUGCUACGGGAGGCUGCUCUACGCUGUCAAACAGGUGGGGCGGAUCCGUAAGUCGGCGGCGCGGCGGAGAGAGUUCCACAUCCUGUUCAUGGUGAUCACCACGGUGGUGUGUUACCUGCUGUGCUGGAUGCCCUACGGCGUGAUCGCCAUGAUGGCCACCUUUGGACACCCGGGCCUCAUCACCCCCAUCUUGACCGUGGUGCCCUCCAUCAUGGCUAAGAGUAGCACCGUCAUCAACCCCCUCAUCUAUAUACUCAUGAACAAACAGUUCUACAGGUGUUUCCUGAUCCUGUUCCACUGCAAACGGCCCAGUUCUGAGAACGGCGUCUCCUCCAUGCCUUCCAAGACCACCGUCAUCCAGCUCAACCGCCGGGGUCACAGUAACAACGUAGCAGUCACGCCCCAGCUCUCCACCGGCGCCAACCACCAUAACCACCAUCCCCACACAGUGGAGUGCAGCUCUAACAACCGUGAAGUCACCACCCCAGUCUCCGAACAGACCAGCCCAGACCCCAACCAAGAGAUCACCUCCUGGGGACAGCCGCCUACCCCCUCACUACCCCCCGGAGCCCCUCUCAACCCACCCCCCCUUUCCCCCACGUGACAAACGCUAUCCAGUGAUCCACUGUGUUGUAUGAUAGUGUCACCCCCGAGAACUAUAGAGGAUAUGGUGUUAACCCUGGCAUUUGUCAUUUGGUGUCGCCCCCGCCCCCCCAAAAAACGGUCUACACAGUGAUCUCUCAUGUGGCGUCACCCAACAACUCUGCAUAGUGAUUUGUCAUCAUGAGAACGCCUCAGACUACCCUUAAAAUGAUCCAUCAUGAGUCAUUGGGUCACCAGAGAACUCUUCUAUACAGUCAGUGACCUAAUCCACAACGUUACCCAGACAGAACUAUCAAUAUCUUCUACUAACAAAGUGAUCUAUUCCAAGUCAUCACCCCAGAAACUAACCUGUGAUCUAUUAUCUUAUAAAAACAGGUUAUCCCAACUGGCAGCCUGCAGGUGGAUUUAUUUGGCCCCACAAGUUCAUAGCAAAAUACAUAAUAUAUAUAUUGGAAUUUACAUAUUGGAAUUUACAUUGUCGGAUGUAAGACUAAAAACACCAUGAA
Oncorhynchus masou masou (cherry salmon) is the source of this 1795-nucleotide messenger RNA. RefSeq names its product pinopsin-like. Gene Ontology annotation, cellular component: plasma membrane; photoreceptor outer segment. Lineage: Eukaryota; Metazoa; Chordata; Actinopteri; Salmoniformes; Salmonidae. Gene Ontology annotation, molecular function: G protein-coupled photoreceptor activity. Gene Ontology annotation, biological process: visual perception; phototransduction; cellular response to light stimulus. Bases 25 to 1290 code for a protein of 421 amino acids. The record is from RefSeq and is a predicted model, not a curated record. The transcript is spliced from 4 exons.